This is a messenger RNA of Aspergillus japonicus CBS 114.51, 1263 nucleotides long. RefSeq lists its product as uncharacterized. The transcript is spliced from 6 exons. Gene Ontology annotation, biological process: regulation of synaptonemal complex assembly. The record is from RefSeq and is a predicted model, not a curated record. Lineage: Eukaryota; Fungi; Ascomycota; Eurotiomycetes; Eurotiales; Aspergillaceae. Bases 1 to 1263 code for a protein of 420 amino acids.
AUGGUGUCUCUUCAUGCUCCAACAGCCAGUUAUUCCACUUUCCUCCGACAGCAGAUCCAAGUUACUCAGCCUUCUGACAAAUCCAACUACUGUCAAGCAAAGAAGGCCUUCAACUUGACAAACAGCCUGGGCGUUUGUUUCAGUACGUGUGAGAUGGGUCCACCAUCAGCUUUCCCGACUGACAAUAAUCCUAUGUCUACAAUUCUAUAUCUUGUCACUGAACUCGACGCCUGCGACGCCACAGAUGAAGGGCUAGUAGAUGCGAUUACAUCUGCAUUCAAAGCAGAUAUGUUUCCCGCUCAGAAGCAAGCAGGCGCUUUCACCACGGACGAGCUAGAAUGGCUUGCGAAGAAGAGCUACAACCUUGCAAUGAGACUACGGAACUCAGAACGAACAGAGCAGACCCUGAGUCUCCUUGAAGUAUCCAUCAAGAAAACCCAUUACACAGCAGCCCAUGAAUCCAGCAUCGCCUUCCAAGCAAACCUGACCGCUCACAUCCAGUUGCCCUACAACCCCGAAUCAACCCCAAGCCCAACCUCAAACUUGCCUCAAAACGCCAUUCCUACUGUAAACGCAAGCUCCGAUUCAGACAGCAACACCCUCUGGCUCCCAAAAUACCGCAUCAUUCUCGCCCUCGACCUAGAAGCCUCAAUCCACCUCAACAGCGACGACAACACCACCAGCAGCAGCAGUAACUGGACCCACAUAGCCAACCUAAUCCACCUCUCCUCACCCAUCCUCACCCCCCAAGUAACAGCAAUCUACCUCGAUAUCCUCCUUCGCGCUAGCACCACCACCCCUCUCUCAAAUAUCGUCCAAGCCAUCAAGCUGCUCCUCCGAACAAUCCACACCUCGCCUUCCCCCGACCUAACCAAACCCACCACCACAUUCCACACCACCCUCCCUCGGUACCUGCACGUGCUGUACCAGCUCGCCCUCGACGCAAGCCAGCCCGAACUCGCGGAGUCGGUCCUCGACCAGGUCCUGGUCCUCGUGCGGGACUGGAAGAUGACAGAGUUUCCGGAGGGGGAGGUGCAGUGGAUGGCGUCGGUGGCGUUCAAUCGGGCGGUGGAUUUCUAUCUGGCGGGAGAGGAUGGGGAGUGUCGGCGGUGGGCGGGGAAGGCGAUUGCGUUGGCGGACUUGCUGCUGCUGGUGGUGGGUGGAGAGGAUGGCGGGGGUGCAUUGGGGAGGUUGUUGAGGGCGAGGUACGGGAAGUUGAUGGUGGAAGGAGGGUUGGAAGGACCCGGGUCAAUGGGGGGUUAG